Messenger RNA from Dimorphilus gyrociliatus, 1394 nucleotides. The record is from the annotation of a GenBank genome assembly. Lineage: Eukaryota; Metazoa; Annelida; Polychaeta; Dinophilidae.
CAUUCAGACAGAAGAGGACGUCCAGCUCGGUUGAAAAAAAGAAAAAAAUGAAUGGCUCAGUAUCAACAACUCGCGUCGAACCACUUUCUCAAACAUCCGCUCCGCUCACAACAAAUAAUUUAAAAAACAAUAUGAUAAGAGAGGUUUGGCAAGAUGAAAAAGAAAAAAAGCCAACUUUUCUAUGGUCCUAUAGACUUGGAAAUUUUAUGCAAGAACUACAAGAAAGAAUAAGGUAUUUUCUAAAAUUUGACACGACGACUAGAACAAGAUUAAUCUAUAAGGAAAGAAUACGAUUUCCUACUAUCACAAUUUGUAAUGAAAAUAGAGUAGUACUAUCUAAAGCAAAAGUAAUGGAUCCGUACACUGUUGAGAUGAUUAAAUUGAUUUGGUCGCCAGAUCCACUUGAAUCAAAAACAAUCGAAAUUACCGAUGAUAAUAGAGAUUUAGCAAAUAAUUCUCUCAUGAAUUGGGAAAAUGCUUAUAUAACCCUGUCACAUACGCAGAAAGAGGUCAUUAGUUCUUGCGUAUUUAAAGGAGAGUUAUGUAAAGAUUCAUACUUGAUAGAUGUUUCCACUACAAUGGGACGGUGUUUCCAAUUUAAUCCUAGGGGUCAGAAUCACUAUGCUACAGCAGCGGGAAGUGCUGAUCCUUUAAUCUUGAUCCUAGAUACUAAACAGCACGAAUACUUGGCCGCUAAUUCUCCUUCUGCAGGCUUCCGAAUUCUUUUACACGAAAAAGAUACAGUACCUGAAAUAUAUCAACGAGGUAUUAAACUUGCUCCGGGAAUGGAAACAGUCGUUUCAGCGACUUUAAAAGAAUCUAAAUACUUACCAAAACCAUACGGAAAUUGUAAUAAUGACGCCACUUAUAGGCAAGCUACUUGCUUUCAUAAUUGCUCUUCUAACUACGUAGCUAAACAUUGUGGAUGUAUCGAUAUAGAUAUGACACCAAAAGAUAAGGUCCCUAUUUGUGCUCCUCUCAACUUUCCGUGCACAAGAAAGAAACUGAUAGAUUAUUUCAAAAAUCAAGAAUUCAGAAAGUGCGAUUGUCCAUCUCAGUGUGAUAUUAUUACCUAUCAAUCGUCUAUAUCAGGAUCACCAAUUAGUGAUUACUAUCUUCAAGUAAUAAAUAAAGAUCAGCCAUCUUUAACAGCUGCUGAAGUCGACAAAAACAUUGUCAUAGUAAGCAUCUAUUUUUCAUCAAUGAUUAGCGAAGAAGUAACAGAGAGCGCCGCCUAUUCGUGGUUGGCACUCAUGUCGGACGUUGGAGGAGCAUUUGGUUUAAUACUGGGGGCAACUUUCCUGACUUUAGUUGAGUUAAUAGACUUCUUAGUAGUUUCAACUUUUGAAUACUGCACUGUAAAAGCUCACGAAAAACAAGCAAGAUCUGCAUGA